Rubroshorea leprosula is the source of this 1933-nucleotide messenger RNA. Lineage: Eukaryota; Viridiplantae; Streptophyta; Magnoliopsida; Malvales; Dipterocarpaceae. The record is from the annotation of a GenBank genome assembly.
GACAAACCUCAUCAAUUCUGAAAUGAUUUGGCUGGCUAAGUCUAGUCAUUUAGUACUUUACGUCUUAAUUAAGCUGGGCUUGCUUUUGCACUGUAUCUUCCCCUUUGAAUAUUGCUUCUUCAUGUAUUCCAUUGUGUUUGGAUUCAUUUGUUACGUUGUGCCAAGAAAUACCAUAUAUCAAAUAUAAUUUUCUACCAUGGGCCAGCAACCGAGCUGCAGCAUUUUUAAAUUUGGUUAAGCUUAACAAAGCACUUGCUGAUGCUGAGACAACAAUCUCAUUGAAUCCCCAGUGGGAAAAGGUGAAUUUAUCUUCUUCUUUCUCCCCCUUUUGUCUCUUCUCUCAGGGAACAAUUUCUACCCUAGUCUUACUCUGUAGGAUAUUUAGAAGCUCCUCCUUGAACUUAUUUUGGUACAUCUCCAGGGAUAUUUCAGAAAAGCAUGUGUAUUAGAGGCCAUGGAACAAUAUGAUGAUGCCUUAGCUGCCUUCCAAACAGCUCUGCAAUACAAUCCCCAAAGUAAAGAAGUAUCAAGAAAGAUCAAGAGGCUUUCUCAGUUGGCAAAAGACAAAAAACGAGCACAAGAAGUGCAAAACUUGAGAUCCAAUGUAGAUAUGGCAAAAAACUUGGAGUCAGUGAAAUCUGAGAUGUCUGCAAAGUAUGGAGCUGAAGAUUCUUGUAGAGAAAUCUUUUCUUUCCUUGUUGAGACAAUGGAAACGGCUGUAAAAUCAUGGCAUGAAACUUCAAAGGUGGAUCCUAGAGUGUAUUUCCUUCUUGACAAGGAAAAGACACAGACUGAUAAAUAUGCCCCUGUAGUCAAUAUCGAUAAGGCCUUUGAGUCUCCCCACACACAUGGCAGCUGCUUUUCAUUUCUUAGGCAGUAUGCAGAGGAUUCUUUCUCUAGAGCAGCUUGCUUAGUCACACCCAAAAGUAUCAUAUCUUAUCCACAGGUCUGGAAAGGUCAAGGCUCUAGGAAGUGGAAACAUGGGCAACAUGAUGGCUUCUUUGUGCAAUUUGAGUUGCCUUCCCUGCGAAAACUAUGGUUCAUUCCAAGUUCCUAUGAAAAGGGGCAAACCUUGUGCAGGGAUCCUGAGUCUCUGGACAUUAGUGCCCAUGAAGUGCUCCCGUGCUUGUUCAAGCAAAAGCUCUCCAAUUCUUAGUAUGAUUUAGCUUCACUUGUAGCUCAUUUGAAGAAAGCCCUUGGCACAGUGGCAAACUACAAGGGAAGGUUCAUCUAUUCAAAAAAAAAAAAAAAAAAAAAAAGAGAAAAAAACGAAAAGAAAAAGAAGAAAAAGACAAUUCCAAGUGCCUAUAUCAUGCUCUGAGUUUGGAUACAGGUUCCUUGGAUGUCAAGAAAACUUGCAACAAGGUGCUUUCUAAUCUAUAGCAUUCAUGUCCUCAGUUUUGAAACCAAGGAACUUUUCAGGCAUUUUUUUGUAAAUCUUUGUUUUUCUUUGAUUCAGUAAUUUAAUAGUUUUUGCCUUGUGGCCAAUAUUUGCCUUAUGUUGUGUGUUGGAAUUGGAGCUAGCUGGUUUUAGGUAUGCUGUCUAAUGUUGCAACUCUUUAGAAAAGCUCUAGGAAACGACAAUUGUGGUCUGUAUCAUAAUUUAUGCCCAAUUUUUUUACUUGCAGCUUUCUCAUUCAUUGGGGCUUGUUUUCUAAUUUAGUAAUUCAUAGCAAUCAUGUUCUCAGUUCUAUUAUACUUUUUUCUAAAUUGAUCUUGUUUGACUUUUGUACUCUUUAAGUAUUUUAUUGUCUUGUUUGAUCAUUCUAAACUAUGAUUUUUAUUUGUUAAGACUUGAUAAUAUUGUUUUUUAUAAUUUUUGAUAGUUUUUAUAAACUCUUAGGUCAUUUUAUGCCUUUUAUUAUUAGAUUUGUCUCUUACUUUAAUUGUUAGAUUUAUAUUUUUAUUUUUUUAUUAAAUGCCUGCUAUUUGU